CCAGCUUUUUGUUGGUCUGGCAGCCACUGGCAAGUAAAAGUUUACUAUUAAAUUAAUAGUUUUAACACAAUAUUAAUAUAUCAGCCAACUAUAUAUUUAACAAUUGAUUUGGUGUUUUUUAAUGCUCUAGCCAUGGAUCAUCGAGUAUUUAUUACACUCCUGUUCGUAUUGAGUGGUACCGCAAAUGUGAUAUUAAUCAAAUGGAUGAGCAUUCAAAUGGUGGAGGGCAGUGAUAGAAAAAAGCAUAGUUUUCAACAUCCAGUCGCUAUGACCUUGCUUAUGUUCCUGGCUGAAUUCUUGUUCUUUGGUGUUUACAAAUUGAUUAGCGCUGUAGUCAGUCGACGAGGCUUAAACGCAGAGCAGGAUCAUAUUUUGACGCGUGGCAGCAAUGAGUUUCAUCCACUCGUCAUGUUACUACCCGCUUUCCUCCGAACAUUAACAUCAAUAUUACUUUUCACCGGUUUAUACUUGACAUAUGCCACCAGCUUCCAAAUGAUUAGAGGUCUUUCACUAAUCUUUGUGGGGCUAUUUAGCACAAUGUAUUUGAACCAGACCUUGAGCUCCCGACAUUGGCUGGCAAUUUUCACCAUGACGUGCGGCAUCAUUGACAUAUUGGCUUUAGACGUGCAACGUGUGGACUACGACUAUACAACUUUACAUCAUAAAGAUCAUAACACCAUCCUUACUGGCGAUCUAUUGGUCAUAAUAGCAGAAAUCCUGCACGCCUUUCUCUAUGUGUACGAAGAAAAGCAUCUAAAGGCCGCAGAUUUGAAGCCCAUUCAGGCAUCUGGUUGGCAAGGAUUUUUUGGGAUUAUCAUCACAGCCCUGGCAGCAGUUUGUCUAAACUUUGUGCCAAGCGCCGUGCCUUUUAACGAGGGUUCCCGUGGAGUCUUCGAUGACCUAACUGAUAUUAUUCCACAGUUGCGUUCUAACAUAAUGCUAAUCCUUGCCCUUAUUGGUUUUGCCUGCUCCUGCGCCAUUUACAACUGCGUGGGAAUGUCCAUUGCGAAGUUCUCGUCGAGCGGCAAUCGUUUACUUGCUGAUGGAAUACGUGUUUAUUUCAUUUGGGCAUUUGUUAUAUUUGCCGAAUGGGAGAUUUUCAAUUUGAUCACAAUUUUGGGUCUUCUUAUACUUCAAACCGGCAUUGUCAUGUACAGACAGGCCAUAUUCCUGGAAUGGUAUCGAUCGACAUUAGCUCGUUGGCAACGUAUUCGAUACAUGGACAUGAAUGCCGAUGCGGUCCCCACGCCCAGCAGUCAGCCGGCAGAUGUUAUCUAAAUGUGUUAUCUGAUGUGAGUGAGUUUAUAGUGAUUGUGAUAUGAGAGGAAAAGACGGCGCUUUUUAAAGGAAAACUACGCGUUCAUGGGAUGAAUCUUGAAAAAUUUACUUAUCAAUUAUAAUAGGCAUGGUAAUAAAUACUUAUAAAAGUUAA
Messenger RNA from Drosophila sulfurigaster albostrigata, 1432 nucleotides. RefSeq names its product solute carrier family 35 member F6 (gene Tango9). The record is from RefSeq and is a predicted model, not a curated record. Gene Ontology annotation, cellular component: Golgi membrane; intracellular membrane-bounded organelle. Gene Ontology annotation, molecular function: pyrimidine nucleotide-sugar transmembrane transporter activity. NCBI's taxonomy places the organism in Eukaryota, Metazoa, Arthropoda, Insecta, Diptera, Drosophilidae. Bases 133 to 1278 code for a protein of 381 amino acids. Gene Ontology annotation, biological process: pyrimidine nucleotide-sugar transmembrane transport. The transcript is spliced from 5 exons.